GUGAGGCAGGUGUGUGGGGGGCGGGGCGGGACCGUGGCUCCUCUCUGCCGCCUCCUACGGGCUCCCACGCCGGCUCCUGCCCGGUCACCCGCUGCCGUUGCCUCUGAGGCUUCCAGGGGGCGUGGUUUAAACGGCACUGGCAUCCGAGCCCGCACACCUGACACAAAACCGCAUUUCAGCUCUUCAAAAUCAGGCUGUCAGCAGAUUUGCCACUGAAGCCCUUUCCCGUGCAUCGAACUGUAGAAAAGAAUGCAAAACUGCAAAGUUACAAAUUGCUCGGUGACCGAUGGCUCAGGAAGGGAAAAGGGGUGGUUGGAAGAACAAUGCACGUGAGGCUUUGACAUCAUGACAUCCAUCAGGCAAAGAAAAGGAAUAAAAAACGCAGAAGUUUCUGAGGAUUAUGCAGCACAAGAAGAAAAUGUGAAGUUGGAACACAAAUUGCCGUCUGAAGGCUGUGCCAGCAGGCGACUGUGGAAGGCUCUGUCAUUUACACUGGGUGGGACCAUUGCCCUUUGCGCUGGACUCCUUACGUCUGUCUACCUGGCCACCUUACAUGAAAAUGACUUAUGGUUUUCUAACAUUAAGGAAGUGGAGCGAGAGAUCUCCUUCCGGACAGAGUGUGGGCUAUACUACUCCUACUACAAGCAGAUGCUGCAAGCUCCAACUGUCAUGCAAGGUCUUCAUGGCUUAAUGUAUGAUAACAAAACUGAAUCUAUGCGGACAAUUAACCUCCUUCAACGAAUGAAUAUUUACCAAGAGGUUUUCCUCAGUAUUUUGUACAGAGUUCUGCCCAUACAGAAAUAUUUAGAGCCAGUUUAUUUUUAUAUUUAUACCUUAUUUGGACUCCAAGCCAUCUAUGUCGCUGCCCUUUACACGACCAGCUGGCUCCUGAGUGGCACGUGGCUCUCGGGACUGCUAGCAGCCUCCUGGUAUGUCACCAACAGAAUCGACACGACAAGAGUGGAGUUCACCGUCCCCCUGAGGGAGAACUGGGCGCUGCCGUUCUUUGCAGUGCAGAUAGCAGCAGUUACGUACUUCCUGCGACCCAACUUGCAGCCUCUUUCUGAGAGGCUGGCGCUUCUUGCUGUCUUUGUGUCCACAUUCCUCUUCAGUCUGACGUGGCAGUUCAAUCAGUUCGUGGUGCUGCUGCAGGCGCUGGUGCUGUUCACGCUGGACUCCCUGGACCUGCUGCCGGCCCUGAAGGCGUCGCGGCUGUACGGCGUCCAGAUUGCAGGUCUGCUCCUGGUCUGCGCGCUUCAGUUCCUCAAUUCCAUGAUUCUCGGAUCCCUGCUGAUCAGCUUUAACCUUUCAGUGCUAACUGCAAGGAGACUUCAGAAAAAUCUGAAAACUGGAAACUUCCUUAAUAGGCUUGGCAAACUGUUGUUACAUUUAUUCGUGGUUUUAUGUUUGACGCUGUUUCUCAACAACAUUAUUAAGAAGACCCUGAAUCUGAAGUCAGAUGAACACAUAUUUAAAUUUCUGAAGGCCAAGUUUGGGUUUGGAGCAACAAGAGAUUUCGAUGCAAAUCUGUAUCUGUGUGAAGAAGCGUUUGGCCUCCUGCCUCUGGACACAUUUGAGAGGCUCUCCGACACUCUGCUCUUCUAUGCUUACAUGUUUGUCCUGUGCAUCACAGCGAGUGCGGCCCUAGCUGGCGCCCUCCACAACCUCAGUGAUUCUGCGAGUCAGCAAUCCACGGGUAGCGUGGGGAAGGGCGCAGUCAGCCUGAAACCGGACGCUGCCUACAACUUGGCGCACACCGUUUUGUUUGGACUCUUGGCGUUGAGUACAAUGAGAAUGAAGUACCUCUGGACGUCACACAUGUGUGUGUUUGCAUCUUUUGGCUUAUGCAGCCCUGAGACGUGGGAGUUACUCCUGAAGGCGGUCCGUCUUUAUAACCCAAAGAGGCUGUGUGUGAUGCGGUUCUCGGUGCCGAUGCUAACACUGCUCUACGUGUCUUACAAGUUCUGGCCAGGAGUGAUGGCUGAACUCUCCGAGUUGAGAGAAUUCUAUGACCCAGAUACAGUGGAGCUGAUGAACUGGAUUAACUCUAACACCCCGAGGACGGCUGUGUUUGCGGGAAGCAUGCAGCUGCUGGCCGGGGUCAAGCUGUGCACGGGCAGGACGCUGACCAACCACCCGCACUUCGAGGACAGCAGCCUGAGGGAGCGGACCAAAGCGGUUUACCAGAUCUACGCGAAGAGGCCUGCCGAGCACGUGCACGCUCUGCUGCGCUCCUUCGGCACCGACUACGUCAUCCUGGAGGACAGCAUCUGCUACGAGCGGAGGCAUCGCCCCGGCUGCCGGCUGCGCGACCUGCUGGACUUGGCCAAUGGCCACAUGAUGGACGGGCCAGUACAAAAUGAUCCAGAUCUGAAACUUGCGGACCACCCCCGCUUCUGUGAGGAGAUAAAACGAGACCUGCCUCCCUACACCACGUUCUUCACAAGAGUGUUUCGGAACAAAACGUUCCAUGUUUACAAGCUAUCCAGAAACAAGUAACAAAGCUUCCUGUUUGUCUCUAUUUUUGAUACGUGAAACUCCAUCGUAAUGAAACUGAAUAGAUAACGUUUCAUAUGUAAUUAGGUAGCUUGCACCUUAAAGCUGUGAGAAGAGUAAAUUCUACAGAUGUUUACACGAGUGUUACCACCCUUGAAAGUGUCUCAUACCAGCUGGAGUCUGUCUUGUCUCUGCCUUUCCCACUCAUGGUCUUUGUCCUGAGAGUGACCCACAGCGGGUGCCUCACAGGGGCCCAAAAGCCACGUGUCGUGUGAACCCAGAGUGCGUUCAGAUUUCAAACACUUUCAUUUUCAGUUGGCUUAGGACAGCGAUGGUUGAGUUGAAUUGAGGGGAUGCAUAAUUAAAUUAUUUAGUGUGAUUUCACUGGUCUAGACCAACUGGUAGCUUUUUAAAAGCUCUUUAUUGUCCUGUUUCACCUAAAAGUUUUAUAAUGUUUUCCAAUUAUCAUGCUUUUAAUAUUUCAAAAAAUCAUGUUAGGUCUUUGUCUAUGACCAACACUUCUUGUGCUCUGUCUGAAAUGUAAUGUGUAGCACUUCAGCGAUGUGUGGCAUGUAUUACCUGUGUGUGUGUGUGUGUGUACACGCGUGUGCGUGCAUGUUUUCAUGCUGGACACCGGAAGGCGUUUCAAGUUCCUGAUUGUGUGUCUUUAAAGAGCAGAAAUGUCUUCAGUUGCGUGUAGCCAGGUACCUGUUACUGUUUAGUGUCAUUAUUGUAAAACCUGUCAAUACUGUUUAACCUAUCCUGCAAGAAAGGUCAGUUUUCUUUAUUUCUUACUUGUUUAAAUUUACUGGGUUUGCAGAAUUUUGUAAACUUUUUGUUUUUAGCCUUUGUAUUUUUUACAGCCUAGAACCUCGCAAAGUCUGAAUAUUUUUUAAAUAUUGUAUCUUAACAGUUUCACUAAUACAGUAUUUUUGGCCGAGAGCGUUUUCGUACCCAGUUCGAUUGCGGUCUCCAGUCUCACUGUGAGGGCUUUUCCUCGCUAAAGGCAACAAGUGCCUCUGAGUCACGCUUACUCGUAAAUGGCGGCAGAGGGUGACAUGUACCUGCUCAGAAUUUUUGAUAAUUGCUUUUAUAAUUAAUUUCUAAUCAUGGGGACAUGUAAAAGUUGCUGGUAAAAGCAUGUUGUGUAUUUAAUUAAAUCAAGAUGGCUAAUGAGAUUAACUUUCUCCCCUGUUCUUGCCAGUUGGAAAUGAUUUAACUAUUUCUCCUUGCAGUUGGACUGAAGUAAAUUACCACAGGUAUUACGUGUUCAAACGAUUUUAUAUUCAGUUACUACUUAUUAAGCAGCAUUCUAAGAGAAAUUUUACGCUGUCAUGAACUCAAGGGUACUCUGCUUUUAUGAAAACUUAAAUAAAAAUUGACGGUGGCUUGGGUUUAUUAUGCAACUGAAACUCCAAAA
Molecule: messenger RNA, 3916 nt
Organism: Hipposideros armiger (great roundleaf bat)
Lineage: Eukaryota; Metazoa; Chordata; Mammalia; Chiroptera; Hipposideridae
Gene: DPY19L3
Product: dpy-19 like C-mannosyltransferase 3
Exons: 19
Coding region: 346-2499 (717 amino acids)
Cellular component (GO): nuclear inner membrane
Molecular function (GO): mannosyltransferase activity
Source: RefSeq, a predicted model, not a curated record